Brassica rapa (field mustard) is the source of this 3819-nucleotide messenger RNA. RefSeq lists its product as uncharacterized. Lineage: Eukaryota; Viridiplantae; Streptophyta; Magnoliopsida; Brassicales; Brassicaceae. The record is from RefSeq and is a predicted model, not a curated record.
UUCUUUAUAGUUUUGUAAAUGACUAAAACGCUAUUAAAAAGAGGUUGAUCACCCUCCUCCAUGGUAAGGUAUGAUAACAAGAAGAGAGUAAUAUAUAGAGAAACAAUGAGCUCGUCAUUAUCAUCUCCGGUACUUAAACUAGCCAGGCCUUUUCUCCGAGGUGAGCUAGAGAAGAUCAACCCUAAACUCCCCUCUUUGAUCGCCGUCCUCAAAAGCGUCGGCGCCGGCGAGUGUUGGCACAAACACGGCAACUUUCUUGAUCACUUGGUCGACGUCUACAAAAUCCUCAAACUGUGGAAAGCUCCUGAACCCGUCUGCCUAUGUGGUCUGUUCCACUCUGCUUACUCCAACUCCUACGUCAACUUAGCCAUCUUCGAUCCCUCCACCGGACGUGACGUCGUCCGUGGACAUGUUGGUGAGGCUGCAGAGUCGCUGGUCCAUCUCUUCUGCGUUAUACCGAGACAAACUCUGAUCCACGACGACGUUCUCUUCAAGUACUCCGACCUCGAGCUCGUCGAGCAUCUUGAACUCUCUGAGGUUUCGUUGAGGAACGCCAAGGAGAAAGGUGUUUUCGAUGGAGAGGAAGUGUGGAGGAAGAAGCUGAACGGUUUGGUGCCUGAGAACGGCGUCGUUGUGAAGCAUAUCAAGACGGGUGAAGAGAUUCUUGUUUCGAGGAGAGUAGUUGGUGUCUUCUUGCUGAUAACGAUGGCGGAUUUCAGCGACCAGUUUUUUGGGUUCCAGGAUGAGCUGUUCUGUAACAACGACGGGAGACUCGAGUUUAGAGGCAACAACGUGACGGCGUUAUGGCCUGGGAAUGGGAAACCUGGCCUGUGGAUGAACUCUAGCUCGAGGACGGGUGCGAUCUAUAGUUUGAUAGUGAGGGAAGAAGAGAUUUUGAUGGAGCAGAGGAAAAGAGGUUAUGGUUCUGAGUUUGUAGCGAGGAAGGAGAGAGAUGAAGAUAUUGAGCUUGUGGUGCCUCCAGUCUUCAGCUUCUGCACCAAGGUACUAGAUGCAAAAGAGCAGAUAGAAGCAAGGGACAUGUACUGGGAAGCUGUGAGCAGCGACGCGAGCAAAGAAGGGUACUUGGAGAGAGCAGAGAAGAUGUUGUUGGGGUGUAUUGAGAAGAAUCCAUUUGUGGGAGAGCCACAUGUGUUGUUGAGUCAAGUGUAUUUGGGAAAGAAGAGAUUUGUAGAAGCAGAAAGAGAAGCUGAGAGAGGGCUUGUCCUGCUGUUGCAAUGGGGAAGUCCUUGGGACAAGAGGAUGUCAUGGGAAGGUUGGAUUGCUUGGGUUAGAGUUCUUCUCAUGAAGUCAAGUGAUCAGUCUUGGCCUGAUGUUUCUUGGGGGAUCUUGAACUUGGGUCUUGUCCGCUAAGAUUAUAAUUGUACGUGCUUGCUUAUGCUUACCAAAAUAAGGUUUAAUAAAAAAAUUGAUGAAUCAGUCGAUGCAUGUAGAUCGAAUCUUCUUGCCUUGUGGUAUAUGUCAUUGUAACUUCAAGAGUUGAAUUAUAACACCCAAAAAUGUAAUGGUCUUUCAUUAGAUAAGACGUUAAUUCAUGCAAUUAUGAAGAUUGAUCACAUUUAAUACUUCCCACUAUGUGCAACACAUGUUAAAGUAUGGGAAUUGGACGACAGAGAACUCCAAUGGGAACCAAAAGAUUCCAACGCAAGAAACUAUACGACAAAAUGAUUAACACAGAGUCUAAAAACAUCUUCAAAGUAGAGAAUGUUUGAGAUGUCGAGAAGCAAUGUCAGGACUCAGGAGUACAUAUUAUAUUCUGCUGAUUAAUUAGGUCCCGUGACUCCCGUCGCAUGGAAUUUAUGCUGAAGCUGCUUAUCCCGCAUCCUGGCCAACACGACGAUAUAUGUAAGUGACCAAGGCCGAAACGUCCUGAUGUCAUCGGUUACAACUGACAACACCACUCGUAAGUCGUAACAGAUGGUAUGUUUGGUUAUGUACAUAUUUGGUUUGCUUAACUAACUGAACGACUAAAAGUCAAAGGCUUCUUUAGUUGAAACUAGGGGUAUUCCGGCGCUACGCGCCGGGUUCGGACGUUGUUUUUUUUUCUGAAUUCAAUUAGUUUUAUUUUUUAUUUGGUAGUUGUUAGUCCAAUCAACAUAUAAUUAUUAGUUCUUGACAAUUAAGAAUCGAGAGUCAUUAGAUUUUCUGAGUGCAUGUUAGGAGAUCUCAAGCCUGGAAUCCUUAACUUUCGAAGGUAUGUGAAUGCAUUAUUGACUCCUACUGAGUGAAAAUGUUAAAAGUUUUGCCAGGCGAUGCAUUUUAUUGGUUUAUGGUUCGUAUGUAUAAGGGAAUUUUUUUUUUCUUUUUUGAAGUUUAUUGGUUUAUCCUAAACGGAAAGUUGAUGGUAAGAGUUAGUACAUGAGGGGGAGUAUUAAUGAAUUUCAAAAGUAGCAAACAACAAAUUAACUUUUAAAAAAUACUCAUGAUAGAAGAAAUGUAAAUUCAGAUUUGUCUUUAAAAAGUGAAGUAAUAAAAGGAAACAUGCAACAAAGCAUCUUCCUCAAAAUCACCAUAAUGCAAUUUGCAAUGACUCUUUGCUUCCAUAUGCUUUCUUACAGCUUCUAAGCUGCUGAAUGCAUGGCACAGCUCACUGCAGUAGAGACACAUGAAGUCUCUCUUGACCUGAAUCAUGAUCAGCAGUAGGAUAAGAGUAAAUAAAAGUUAAGAAAAUUCAAAGCUUUACAGCAAUGCUAAACUGAUGAGUCCGAACCUUAAGACCGAGGCAAGUGAAAAGCCCUUCUAGAUUAGAUACUCAACCUCUGGAACAAAAAAACCAUGGUGCUUAUACAUGUGAACCAUACAGGUCUCCAAAGUCUUAUGUUUCUUGUCACACAUCAAACAACAGGUUGGAUCCAGCUCAUAAAGGGAAAAUACAAUUCGAUCUGGUGUAUGUAGGUUUGAAGUUAAAUGAUUUAUAAAACACAUGUGAGAGAGAGAUGAAGCUUACGGUUAAAAAAAAAUUGACCAAGUACCAAUUCUAAGUAGGGAUUUUGUUUCAGUCUCUUAGAAAUAAACUUAUUCUAACUUGAUAGUAUAAUUUGAAAAUAUGAAACAAAUGAUGAAAGUAUAACUUAAGAGCAAUUCAUGCUUUCGGUUGUUGUGUAUUUAAGGAUCUAUUUCUUUCUGAUAAACACGAAACAUAAAUAUUCAUUUUGCUUUAAGCCAUUUUCUUCCGAAGUUGCUCAAUGAGUACUUCUUGCUCUUUCUGGAUAUAUAUUAGUACAUUUUAAUUGUUAUUCAAAAUGCUCAAGAAAAUAAUAUAAAUCAUUAUUAUAUUGACUAGGGAUUUUCCCGGGCUACGCCCGGGGUAUUCGUAUAAUCUUUAGUUGUUUAAUUUUUUUUUACACUUAUAAACAUAAACCUUUGAGGCAUCAAAAUAAGAAUAAAUUGUAUCCGGAGCUGAUUAAUUAACAAUUAAAGACUAUUUUAUACACUUAUAAAUGACAAAGAUUAUUUUAUAUUUGUAUAAACCGGAGGUUUAUUUGAUUGUUAUACUUUGAUCGUUUAAGUAAAGUACCGGAUUUUAUAAUCAAAUAUUAUAUUUUGCAGGCAAGGAUUAUCACAUGUUUAUAUUUGUCAUAAUUUGAGGUACUUUAUAAAGUACCUUGUAUAUACAGGCAACCGAACCCUUGGAGGUCCGAUCACGAACGGGACUGCCUCUGAGUGCCUUGAUGCAAAUCAACAUUGAAGAAUUCCUUCUCUCCUCUUCCCACUAAAUUAACUAUUCAGCUGAAGAAUUCCUUAUAUGUUUAUAUUGAAAUGUCUAAUAAAAUAGCCGGUUAUUUUGACCGGUUCCGGUUA